Messenger RNA from Aspergillus luchuensis, 558 nucleotides. RefSeq lists its product as uncharacterized. The transcript is spliced from 2 exons. The coding region runs from base 1 to 558 and encodes 185 amino acids. The record is from RefSeq and is a predicted model, not a curated record. NCBI's taxonomy places the organism in Eukaryota, Fungi, Ascomycota, Eurotiomycetes, Eurotiales, Aspergillaceae.
AUGGGUAGCGCGCCAUCUCCAUUCAACGUGGCCGGAGAGGGCUCGGAAAUACUCGAUCGAGCGCAAACCCAGAACGAAAGAAUCUCUGCGGACCAAAUACCGGCUUCUGGAGAAAGACAUAGGACGGCACCGCCGCCCGAUGUGCAAGACGCCAUCGCGGCUCAGACGUCGGAUCUCCAGGAGACAGGGCCGGCCGACGCAAAAUUUUGGUCUAGUCCUAUCUCGAUCAGCACCCCCACCCCUUCCGAGCAUCGUUCAGACGGCCCAGCCCCUCUAAGAAUGCGGAUGAUGAGGCCACCGGCCUCUACACGCGUCGCCCCCCGGCAGAAUCACGGUCAGACCGCACGGUCGACUCAGGGUCCGAAAUCGACCGUCCAGUCCCCAGCUAAAUGUGCACACCGUCGCGGGUUUGAGACGCUUUGGGUUCGUAAAGGUCCGCGGGAUCGCCCCGGGGACGAGAAAAACAAUGGAAUGCCGUCGAGGUCGUUGAAUGCACCCUCCAAAAUCGAUCUGUUGUGGCGUUUAACAUACCACGUCUUCGGUCGCACGAGGCAGUAA